UGAGAGGAAGCAACAACGUCCUCUCAACCUUGCAAUAAAGCUUGUCUCUAUUAGUUUAUCAAUCCUUAACAUACGUCUACAUAUUAGCGCAAGCAAUUACUGCAUCAAAAGUCAAGCUCGGUGUAAAUAUUUGCUCUCUCAAAACAAAUCUUUUUGCUGUGUUUUUUGGUUACAAAUCUCUUUGUGAAUAAAUUUGAAGAAACGUUCACGCACAAAAAAAUGGUUUUCAAGUUGAAUAGCCACUUGCUGUCUAGGAUAGCAAGCAGCAAUGGACACGGUGAAGAUUCCCCAUAUUUCGAUGGCUGGAAAGCCUAUGACACUGAUCCCCAUCAUCCCACGGACAAUCCAAAUGGAGUUAUCCAGAUGGGUCUUGCAGAGAAUCAGCUGUGCUUUGAUUUGAUUCAAGACUGGCUCAAGAAGAAUCCUAAAGCCUCCAUUUGCAGUCCUGAAGGAUUAAAUGAGUUCAGAGAGAUAGCCAUCUUUCAAGACUAUCAUGGCUUGCCAGAAUUUAGAAAUGCUGUAGCAAACUUCAUGGAAAAAGUGAGGGGAAAUAGGGUUACAUUUGAUCCUGACCGCAUUGUUAUGAGUGGAGGAGCUACCGGAGCUCAUGAAACAAUUGCGUUUUGCUUGGCGGAUCCCGGCGAGGCAUUUUUGGUUCCUACUCCUUAUUAUCCAGGAUUUGAUCGAGAUUUGAGAUGGAGAACAGGAGUUAAACUCAUUCCAGUUGACUCUGAUAGCUCUAACAACUUCAUGGUUACAAGAGAAGCCUUGGAAAAUGCCUAUGAGAUGGCACAAUUAGACAACAUUAAAGUAAAGGGCUUGCUCAUAACAAACCCAUCAAAUCCGUUGGGUACCAUCCUAGACAGGGAAACUCUACGAAGCAUUGUGAGAUUCAUCAAUGAAAAGAACAUCCAUUUAGUCUGUGAUGAGAUUUAUGCAGCCACAGUUUUCAGCCAGCCUGAUUUCAUUAGCGUAGCGGAGAUACUACAGGAAGAUAUUGAAUGCAAUCUUGAUCUUGUACACAUUGUUUACAGUCUCUCAAAGGACAUGGGCUUCCCUGGCCUCAGGGUUGGCAUUAUCUAUUCUUACAAUGAUGCAGUUGUGAGUUGCGCCCGCAAGAUGUCAAGCUUCGGAUUGGUAUCCACACAAACUCAGUACCUGAUAGCAUCAAUGCUAUCGGAUAAUGAAUUUGUGGAGAUGUUCAUUAGGGAAAGCAAAAGUAGAUUAGCCGCAAGGUAUAGAGUCUUCACUCGUGGACUUGAUCAAGUAGGCAUUGAGUGUUUGAAGACAAGUAAUGCUGGCCUGUUUUUGUGGAUGGAUUUGAGUAGACUCCUCAAAGAGCAGACAUUUGAAGCUGAAAUGGAACUAUGGCGAGUUAUAAUCCAUGAAGUCAAGCUCAACGUUUCGCCGGGUUGCUCUUUUCAUUGCUUGAAGCCAGGGUGGUUUAGGGUUUGUUUUGCCAACAUGGAUGACGAGACCAUGCAAGUAGCUUUGUCAAGAAUUAAAACAUUUGUCAAUAAAGAGGCGGGCACCAAGAAGUCUAAGAAGAACUUGCGCUGGCAAGGCAGUCUUAAACUGCUCAACUCUCCUCGAAUAUACGAUGAUUUCAUCAAUUCUCCACACUCUCCUAUACCUCAAUCACCUCUUGUUCGAGCAAGGAAUUAGAUGGGCUCAGAUGAAGAUUCCUUGUUUAAUUCUUUCCUAGCUCAGGAUAGGUAUUCAACUAAGUUUUUUUCCCCCCAAUAUUCAUGCAAUUCAUGUUAAAAUGGAACAGUUUCCUUUCUGUAGUUAGAGAAAUUCUUAAUGCGCUCAUCAAGAGUAUAUGCUCCCUUGUACACAUUAGGGUGAAUUAAACAUUGGAGGCUCACAAUUGUGUGUUUUUUAUGGAGUAUAUAUCAAAGUGUAUUGAAUUAUUUCACAUAGUUAACUUAAGAGGGUGUUGGCUGA
Messenger RNA from Populus trichocarpa (black cottonwood), 1947 nucleotides. Its product is annotated as 1-aminocyclopropane-1-carboxylate synthase. Gene Ontology annotation, biological process: biosynthetic process; amino acid metabolic process. Lineage: Eukaryota; Viridiplantae; Streptophyta; Magnoliopsida; Malpighiales; Salicaceae. Gene Ontology annotation, molecular function: pyridoxal phosphate binding; transaminase activity. The transcript has 4 exons. Bases 220 to 1665 code for a protein of 481 amino acids. The record is from RefSeq and is a predicted model, not a curated record.